AUGUCGCUACGGAUUACGGAAUUUCCGGGAUGGGAAUCAGAAUACCGCAUCACGGGACUGAUCGAUGGUGAAAAAGGAAAGUUCAUACAGGAAUAUACUGGCACCCCGGCAAACAGACUUGAAUGCCACAUCAAAUCUAUUGUACGUCGUGCCUCCGGAAAUGAACGCCACUGUACUGACCUAUUACAGGCGGAAAAGGGGUGGAAUCUACGCCAAUAUCCAUGCUUCGGGAUGUUUUGGUUUCUGCACUUCGACCUAGCCGAGUCCCCAAUAUACGAUGAGAUACUAGCAAGCGUCAAAGACGGCGCUUUCUUACUUGACCUGGGCUGUGGUUUGGGCCAAGGUACUCGACGACUUGUGUAUGACGGCGCUCCUCAGGCAAAUAUCAUUGGCCUUGAUCUUAGCAAGGAAUUUAUUGAUCUCGGUUUUGAACUUUUCAAUGACCAAGCCUCCUUGCGUUCGACUUUUCUUGUGCAGGACUUUUUCGAGGAUUCCGAAAGCUUGGACCGAUGGGCAGGUGGCUUCAACAUCAUCAAUUCUGGCUACUUCAUGCAUCUGUGGGAUUGGAACGGGCAAUUGAAAGUGGCAAAGCGCAUGAUCAGCUUAUUUUCUCUUCGAGGUGGUAAUAUUGUUACAGGUGUGAACUUUGGGAGCGAGGAGACGGGACGUUGGGCAAAGGCUCCGGCAGAUCUCGAUGGUCUAUUUCUCCACGGCUGCAUGACAUUUAGGAGGCUUUGGGAGCAAGUUGGAAGAGAGACACAGACGAGACUAUCUGUCUGGUCGGCAAUGGAGCGGGAUGAAGAUCAUGCAAGGUUGGACCCCAAGGGUCUGCGUCUCCGAUGGUAUGUGAAACUGUGGGGGGAAUGA
Molecule: messenger RNA, 867 nt
Organism: Penicillium egyptiacum
Lineage: Eukaryota; Fungi; Ascomycota; Eurotiomycetes; Eurotiales; Aspergillaceae
Source: the annotation of a GenBank genome assembly